Heterostelium album PN500 is the source of this 150-nucleotide messenger RNA. RefSeq lists its product as uncharacterized. Lineage: Eukaryota; Evosea; Eumycetozoa; Acytosteliales; Acytosteliaceae. The record is from RefSeq and is a predicted model, not a curated record. The transcript has a single exon. Bases 1 to 150 code for a protein of 49 amino acids.
AUGCCGGUUGCCUCUCGUAGUUAUGCCGGUUUCCUCUCGUUGCUAUACCGGUUGCUUCUCGUUACUAUACCGGUUGCCUCUCGUAGUUAUGCUGGUUGUCUCGUUACUAUGACGGUUGCCUCUCGUCACUAUGCUGGUUGCCUCUCGUAG